This is a messenger RNA of Batrachochytrium dendrobatidis JAM81, 873 nucleotides long. RefSeq lists its product as uncharacterized. The transcript has 2 exons. Bases 16 to 678 code for a protein of 220 amino acids. NCBI's taxonomy places the organism in Eukaryota, Fungi, Chytridiomycota, Chytridiomycetes, Rhizophydiales. The record is from RefSeq and is a predicted model, not a curated record.
UAUUCAGAUCAAAAGAUGUCCUCCAUGACCGAUCGUGCUGUUGAUGUUGCUCAAAAUGUUGCCAAGACUGUGGAGCCAUAUGUCCCCACUAUCGCCAAGGAUGCUGCUACCUAUGCUGUCAGUACUGCUUCUUCAGCAGCGACUCUUGCAACUAGCACCGCUACCUCGGCAUACAACUUUGCUACUGGCACUGCAUCAUCUGCCUAUUGCUAUGCUUCGCAGACUGUCAAGGUGGUCGUCACUGGUGCUACAACCACUAUUACCACCUAUACUCCCGGCCCUGUUCUCAAUGCUGUCACCUCGGCCAUUGAUGGUGCAAAGGCCAUUAGUCAAGAUCCAGUUGGCUCUGUCAAGUCACAUGUUCCUGUGAUGGUAAUUCAUGCUGGCGAAAAAACCUACGAGAUCAUACAUCCUACCUUUGACCGUGCUGCCCAGAGUGUUACUGCCGCAACUGGCUUUGUUGUCACCAAGGUCAACGGAACUGUCGAGUACAUCACUGCUGUUCCUGCUGUGCAUUCUUUAAUUGAGCAGAUUAAUAAGCUUACCGCACCGGUUCUGUCUCGAUUUGGUGUAAACAAGGGUGAAAACGGCGAGGUGGAGGCUGAGGGCAUUGUUGGAGAAGUUCCUGUAGUCUCCGCAGCUCCAGAGAUCCCAGAACCUGUUACCAAGGGCUAUUAGACUAAUUUGUUGCCAACCACUUACUCUUUCUCAAUAUAUCAAUAUAUAUAUGCUGGCUCAUCAUAAACUCGCCUUUUAAACAUUACGAUCCUUUGUUAUUCUUUACAGCCGUAUUCACGUAAAAUAAAUCACUUGUAUUUAUCUUGCAUCCAGUCUCUCGGCUCCAGAAUAAACAAUGAUCAAAUAUUCGUUAUC